UGUUAAAUACUGGAGAGAACUCUGUACUUUGCACCUCUCACUUAGAUCUACACUUGGAAACUUUUCUGAGGAGUUAAGCGUCCUUUGACCUCCUCUCUUGUGAAUUGCAGAAAUCAGACCAGACUACUUGGUAAAAUGACCUCUUGUGUUGCUGAAGAACCUAUUAAAAAGAUUGCUAUCUUUGGAGGGACUCACGGAAAUGAGCUGACAGGAGUGUUUCUAGUUACUCACUGGCUAAAGAAUGGUGCUGAAAUUCAGAGAGAAGGGCUGGAAGUGAAACCAUUCAUUACCAACCCAAGAGCAGUGGAGAAGUGCACCAGAUACAUUGACUGUGACCUGAAUCGGGUUUUUAACCUUGAAAACCUUAGCAAGGAGAUGUCUGAGGAUUUGCCAUAUGAAGUGAGAAGGGCUCAAGAAAUAUAUCACUUGUUUGGUCCAAAAAAUAGUGACAAUUCCUACGAUGUUGUUUUUGACCUUCACAACACUACUUCUAACAUGGGUUGCACUCUUAUUCUUGAAGAUUCCAGGAAUGACUUUUUAAUCCAGAUGUUUCACUAUAUUAAGACUUCCUUGGCUCCAGUACCCUGCUAUGUUUAUCUUAUUGAGCAUCCUUCCCUCAAAUAUGCAACCACUCGUUCCAUUGCCAAGUACCCUGUUGGUAUAGAAGUUGGUCCUCAGCCUCAGGGUGUUCUGAGAGCUGAUAUUUUGGACCAAAUGAGAAGAAUGAUUAAACAUGCUCUUGAUUUUAUACACCAUUUCAAUAAAGGAAAAGAAUUUCCUCCCUGUGCUAUUGAAGUCUAUAAAAUAAUGGAGAAAGUUGAUUACCCAAGGAAUGACAGCGGAGAAGUGGCUGCCGUUAUCCAUCCCAAUCUGCAGGAUCAAGACUGGAAACCAUUACACCCUGGAGAUCCCGUGUUUGUGACUCUUGAUGGAAAGAUUAUUACGCUGGGUGGUGACUGUACCGUGUACCCGGUGUUUGUGAAUGAAGCUGCAUAUUAUGAAAAAAAAGAAGCAUUCGCAAAGACAACUAAACUAACACUCAGCGCAAAAAGCAUCCGCUCCACUUUGCACUAAAAGUCACUGCAAGCUCACAGUUCUAGGGAGUCUUGCAAACCUCGAGAACUCUGUGAGCGCUCCAAGAGCAGAGCUGUGCCUUAUUCUCAUUCUUUUCCUCAGCACUUGCCCCCAUGCCUCACACAGUAAGCAUCCAGGCCGGUUUCUGAAAGGAAAGAAUAAAUUAAUAAACGUCUUUCAAAUAUAUUUUGAAUGAGCUACUUAUAGCUCAUUCAGGCCGGUGUGUUUCUGGUUUCUGUGUUACAUUACAUUCUAGUAACAACAUAGUUAACAACCUUCACAUUCAAAACAUAACAUUGAAAUCAAUGCUACAUGCAACUCAGCAUGUAGCGAGACAGUGAGAAUAGACUGAAUGUGUGCUUUUAAGUAAUGCAUAGCGCUACUAAAAACUAAUAGUACAAACUUGGUAUUUUUAAGUUUUGACAUCUGAAUUAAUGACAGUGUAUUAAAUGUCCAUUCUGUAAACUCUAGCAAUGACUGAUGUCUGUAGGCAAUUUCACAUCUUUCUGCAGAUGAGAUGUGACAGGAAGUGAAAGCUGGGUGUAAAGGUGAUGCAUGAAUACAUCGAGAAACACUCCCCUCAAGGACCUAAUCGUUGUCUUUGAUGUGAAAAGUUUGAAAAAGAUACACGUUUGCAGCUGCAGCUGUCAUUCUGAAAGAAUACAGUCACCCAGAUUCAUAAUCAGCAGGGUAUAAGUGUCUGGUCUUUGGUCUCCAGAAGCCACCACCAGAAACGGUGAAGGUGGGUAACAGAAGACAGUGGGCACUUAUGGAAAUGUGGCCCAAUCUUGUGACUCUGGAUCACAAAUACAUGUUUUCAAGAAGUUCCUCCAUGUCUCAAGUGACAAAAAUCCCUUCCCUCUCAUGAGCCUCUUUAUUUUUUUUUCCAGAGCUGAGGAUCGAACCCAGGGCCUUGCCCUUGCUAGGCAAGCACUCUACCACUGAGUUAAAUCCCCAACCCCAAGCCUCUUUAAAAGAUCCCCGCCGAGCUGCCUGCCUCCUUUUGCUCCCUACGUGACCCUCGCCUCCUUUCAUUCCUCUCUGAAGCCAAAGCAAUCAUGUAAGAAGCAUUUUUAUCCCAUGAUUUGGAACCCACAUUUAUGGAUGCAAUAUACUUAUCAAAAAAUACUAACGCUGAUGCUGGAGAGAUGGCUUAGUUGGUAAAGUGCUCACCAGGCAAGUGUGAGGACCUGAGUUCAAUUCCUAGCACCCAGACAAGAAGCCUGGCACAGUGGAGUGCAGCUGAAAUCCCAUUUCGGGGGGAGGUGAAGACAAGAAGGUCCCUGGGGCUUGCCAGCCAGCCAGUCUAGCCAAAUCAAUGAGCUCAAAAGUCAGAGAGAGACUGUCUCAAAAAAAGUGGGGAGUAACUGGGGAAGGUACUUAACAUGGACCUCUGGCCUCCACAAACGUACACACACAAAUGAACACAUACACACACACACACACACACACACACACACACACACACACACACACACACACACUAAUACAUUAUCUGGAAUAGAUACAUAGAUAAUAGAUACAGCUAUAGAUUGAUAUACCAGCCACUGUCAAUAAUUCAAUGAGUGUCCAGUAUACACACACACACACACACACACACACACACACACACACACACACACCACACACACACACACACACACACACACACACACACACACACACACACACACACACAGAGUUCAUCCAGAGAAAAUCCCAGUAAACCAAUUUCAACCCAUAUUCAAUUUAUUCAACAUCUAUUUUGUACCUUGCUAAAAUUAGUCCUUGAAAUCUAUUCUUCUUGCUGAAUGUCAUAGUUAAAAUGUGACAUGUCAAUCAGCUUCUACAGGCAAGUGUUGCCAAGCUCCUUGUCUCACUGAUCUACUUUUUUAUUUUCCACUUUCUCUGAGCCAGUUUUUUUUUUUUUUACAGCUGUAAGCUACAGCAAGAAGACUAUAUUCUUCCACCAUAAUUUAAUUACAAAAGUUAAAAUGCACAGUUUAGAGUGCCAUGGUUUCAGUUUCCAGAUUGGCUGUUUCUAUCAAGUCUAAUUUUUCUUGACUCAAUCUUUACAGUCUCCAGAGUUUCUAAUUAUAUGUGAUCUUGUCUAUGGCCAUGAUACCCUGAAUGGGUGCUAUCUAAUUAAAUGUGAAAUGUGAUUUUUUUAUUUUA
Peromyscus californicus insignis is the source of this 3228-nucleotide messenger RNA. RefSeq names its product aspartoacylase (gene Aspa). Bases 136 to 1074 code for a protein of 312 amino acids. The record is from RefSeq and is a predicted model, not a curated record. Gene Ontology annotation, molecular function: hydrolase activity, acting on carbon-nitrogen (but not peptide) bonds, in linear amides; hydrolase activity, acting on ester bonds. Lineage: Eukaryota; Metazoa; Chordata; Mammalia; Rodentia; Cricetidae. The transcript has 6 exons.